AUGUUCUCCGGGUGUUACGAUAUCGGUUCGGCGGGCGACAAGAAGGAUUCAGAUGGUCAAUUGCCUGAUAUACACAAAAUCGAAAGAACGAGGUACAUCCCAUCGACAGCGGCAGCGAAACUUGGACGAAAAAAGCCAAAACGUUCUCGAUUGGUUCAAAGCAGUAAAUUAACAGCGACGAAAUUCGAUUUCAAUCCUCAAUUAUUAACACCAGAGGAACCGGUUACCCCGAAACCCGAUGAAACUACUCCAGAUCCUAAGCCAAAAUCUGGCAUGACGCUUCCACUACUACCUCUCGAAAUUCAUGAGAAGAUCUUGGAAUACCUACCUUAUGAAGAGCAUUUCACACUGGCGCAGGUCUGUGAUGUCUGGAUGGAACUUCUUCAAACCGACAAGUUUGCUGUAAAGCGGUAUCGAUCACUUCGAGUCGGGCAGACUGCUGUGUUAAGACACUGGUUCGAACCAACCUUAUCCGAACGGUACCGAAGAGCUACCACGAACUUCUUGUUAUACAACCAAAAGUUAUUUCUGGAGAUGUAUAGAGGUGAAGAUCGUACCGCUACUUUGAUAAUCUCAAGUAAACCGGACGAUAAACGGGUGCUUUCACGGGAAGAAAGAGUUUUGAAGAAAAGACGGGAUCAGGUGGUAAAUAUCUGUCAAAUACUCCCCGCGAAUCAUCAAUAUGUGGAAAUUCAAAAAUUGGCCUUAUUCGAAAGAGAUACCAUCUUUUUUGUCGGACAACACCCGAGUUUGAAAGCACAUUCGAGAGGGGGACAGCGCAUAUACUUCUCGACGGUCUAUCUCAACGCCCAUACCUACCGUGAUAUCAUAAACCCACCGGAUGUCGCAUAUAUCACGGUUCCAGACGUAUUUUGCUCUGCAGAAACGACAUUAAAAGUACUCAUGGAAGGGAUCAACAAACAUAUUACGAAACACGUAUUAGAUAGGUACAAACAAGUCUGCGGUUGUGUCGCUUUCUUCACUUGUUACUCGAAAGGAGGGGUUUCAGAUCUUCCUGGGGUUGUGGUCAGAUUACUGGUCUUCGUUGUGGAACCGGAACAUCAAGAUUUAUAUGUGCAGGACGAGGAGGGUUGCUAUACUGCACAAUUGAAGGAUCCUUCUGCUGCUGAAUCCUUUAACUUUGGAUUUUCGGGUUCGCAGGUUUCGUUUCGGGCAAGGAGUAUUACUACUAAAAAAGCUAUGUCUGAGAUUUCGGGACAAGGAUUAUCGAAGGAUUCUGGGGGUGAGGAACCGUUUAAAGCCGUUUUGGGGGAUAUGGAUAACCUUUUUAUUUCGGAUAAGUCACUGUUCUCUCCAUAG
Messenger RNA from Orbilia oligospora ATCC 24927, 1320 nucleotides. RefSeq lists its product as uncharacterized. The transcript has a single exon. The record is from RefSeq and is a predicted model, not a curated record. Gene Ontology annotation, molecular function: protein binding. Bases 1 to 1320 code for a protein of 439 amino acids. Lineage: Eukaryota; Fungi; Ascomycota; Orbiliomycetes; Orbiliales; Orbiliaceae.